Messenger RNA from Aspergillus puulaauensis, 1014 nucleotides. RefSeq names its product zinc-binding alcohol dehydrogenase family protein. Bases 1 to 1014 code for a protein of 337 amino acids. The record is from RefSeq and is a predicted model, not a curated record. NCBI's taxonomy places the organism in Eukaryota, Fungi, Ascomycota, Eurotiomycetes, Eurotiales, Aspergillaceae. The transcript has 3 exons. Gene Ontology annotation, molecular function: oxidoreductase activity, acting on NAD(P)H.
AUGUCUCCCACAAACAGCGCCGCAUGGAGCACAGAGCCCAAGGGCGAUCUCAAAGUCCUGGCCGCUCCCUACGACAUGCCCGCCCUCGAUGAAGUCGUUAUCAAGAAUCAUGCCAUCGCAAUCCAACCCCUCGACGCCAACAUCCGCGCAAAAGCAUACAUGGAAGUGCCCUACCCCAUAAUCCUCGGAACGAGCGUCGCCGGCACCGUAGAGGAAGUCGGAUCGGCUGUAACGGACUUUAAAAUCGGUGACCGCGUCGUCUCGGAUACACCAACGUACCACCUCAAAGACGCCAGGUAUGGCGGGUGGCAGCAAUACGUGGUGAGCAAGGAGAAUACCACUGCGCGGGUUCCGGAUAACACGGCGUUUGAGGAUGCGGUUGCGAUUCCGUUUGCGCUGUUGACGGCUGUUGCGGCGUUGAAUCUGAAAUUGGGGAUUGGGAGGCCGGGGGAUAAUAAACAGGGCAAGGUGCUGGUUUGGGGGGCUAGUGGGAGUGUUGGGGGGUAUGCGGUGCAGUAUGCAUCCAGUGUUGGUUACACUGUGAUAGCAACAGCCUCGACUGCGAAAUUCGACUACGUGCGCAGUCUGGGCGCGUCGGAGGUAGUCGACUACAAAGAAGCAGACGCCGUCUCGAAAUUAAAAGAAUUAGGGCCGUAUGAUUUCGCCAUGAGUGCGUCCGGAGACGCAAAGAGUGCAAAUGCCAUCAGCGAGCUGCUGCAGCCAAAGGGCGGCACAUUUGCUUCGACGCGGGGGAAGACCGAUGAUAUGAAACUGGCUGAUAAUGUCACCCUGGCGUAUGAUGCCUAUAGCAUGACCACGCAGAAACCGGAAAAUGCCGAGUUUUCGAGGUGGUAUUAUGGGUAUCUCUCCAAGGCCCUUGAUGGGCGUGUUGUGCCUACGCCGUUGGAGAAACGGCCUGGAGGGUUGGCUGCUAUUCAGCAGGCUUGUACAGAUGUAUUGGAGGGGAAGAGCUCGAAGAAGCUGGUCUUGAAUCCGCAGGAGGGGUCGAAGUAG